Molecule: messenger RNA, 927 nt
Organism: Pectinophora gossypiella (pink bollworm)
Lineage: Eukaryota; Metazoa; Arthropoda; Insecta; Lepidoptera; Gelechiidae
Gene: Csp
Product: dnaJ homolog subfamily C member 5
Exons: 2
Coding region: 136-738 (200 amino acids)
Biological process (GO): regulation of neuromuscular synaptic transmission
Cellular component (GO): type Is terminal bouton
Source: RefSeq, a predicted model, not a curated record
UGUUGGCCACACUGUCAAUCCUAUGUAUGUGUCUUGUCUUGCUUGGAUUUUUGUAGAACUAGGAAAAUUCGUAUUUCAAUAGUUUUGCAGUAAUACAAAGUGUUUAUUGUUUGUUAGGAUAUUCAAUAUACAACCAUGGACAAGAGGAAACUAUCAACAGCAGGAGACAGUCUCUACCAAAUACUUCAAGUCCCCAAAACUGCAACACAAGACGAAGUCAAGAAAAGCUAUCGGAAAUUGGCGUUAAAAUACCAUCCCGAUAAAAAUCCUAACAAUCCAGAAGCCUCAGAGAAAUUCAAAGAGGUGAACCGAGCCCACACAAUACUCAGCGACGCCACAAAAAGGAACAUUUACGACAAUUAUGGCUCCCUAGGGCUCUACAUAGCCGAACAAUUCGGGGAAGAGAACGUUAACGCCUAUUUCGUGGUGACGAGCACUUGGUGCAAGGCGCUGUUCGUUGUAUGCGGCAUUCUGACCGGGUGCUACUUCUGCUGCUGUCUGUGUUGUUGCUGCAACUGCUGCUGCGGCAAAUGCAAGCCUCGUCCACCUGAAGAGUCUGGCGACUAUCACACACUCGAGCGCGACGAUUCCGAAGGCGUACAGGCGGUGACGGUGCAGCCGAGUGGUGAAGGCCGGAAGACGGGCGAGCAGGCGCCGCCCAUCGCUAUGCCGCCGCCGCCCGGCGCCUCCGAAAAUACAGGCCUCAACACAGGAAGCAGUAUUCCAAAAUACACAUGAAGUAUUCACAACUAGUCUAAUGUAACUGUAAGAGAAAUGAGGAACUGACUUCUUAACAAUUUACGACACCCACGCACUUUUUUAAAAAUGUAAGCCUAAAGUAAGAUAUUUUAGAAUUGUUUCUUCACGUAAAAUAUUUUUAUACAUUUAAAUAUUUAUGUUUUUCUCAUAAUAUAUAUUUGUAACUUA